This is a messenger RNA of Adineta ricciae, 894 nucleotides long. NCBI's taxonomy places the organism in Eukaryota, Metazoa, Rotifera, Eurotatoria, Adinetida, Adinetidae. The record is from the annotation of a GenBank genome assembly.
AUGCUCCGUCUUAUUUGCACAGCCUUGCUGGGUGUAAUUAUCAGUAUUUAUGUACUCAACAUCGAAAAGAUUCAACAACGAAGUUUGCACAUCUUGAUUGAAUUCUUAGGUCAUAUUGAAAAAUCGUAUUUUGAAGACAAACAGUUAAAAGACAAUAUCACAUUAGUUCAUACAAAUAAAACUGAAUACGAAUGUUUCAAUCAUCGAUAUAGAACUCGAAUCAUAUCACGAACACCAUUGAUUAUCUACAUUGAUAAUUUCCUUAGCUCGUAUGAAAUUCAACAUCUGAUCGAAUUAGCAACACCAUUGUUCAGUCAGUCGCAAAUAAAUGACAAUAACGGAAAGCGUCUUCAUGACAAACCCUACCGAACAUCGUCAACAGCAUUUAUUGAUCGUCGUGAAACACCUGUUGUUGAAUGUAUUGAACACAGAUUCGCUCAAUUUCAAGGAAAUCUUCAUCCAGAAUAUGUUGAGCCAUUGCAAGUGGUCAAAUAUACGUUUGGUCAAGAGUUUCAACCUCAUUAUGAUUGGUUCCCCGAAGAAGAUCUGACAACUGGUGGUCAAAGAAUCUCUACAUUUUUCACCUAUCUGUAUGCAAAUUGUUCAGAAGGUGAAACAGAGUUUAUCAACAUUCGUUUUGACAAAUCUUUACAUACCAAAUUCUGUGAUAUUUUGCUUUGCGACAGAAAGUCGCCGCAAUUAGGUCUUCGAUUUCGUCCAGUACCUGGAAAUAGCAUCUUUUGGUACAACAUCAAUCAACAAGGAAAAGGUGAACCCCUGACAUUGCACGCCGGUAGAUCACCCUCAAGAAAUGGACUAAAAAUUGGAUUAAACACUUGGACACGCUUGCAGCGAACUAUUUUCGCAAAAAGAGACGAUUCUGAGAGCUUUUAA